Syzygium oleosum is the source of this 356-nucleotide messenger RNA. Its product is annotated as single-stranded DNA-binding protein, mitochondrial-like. NCBI's taxonomy places the organism in Eukaryota, Viridiplantae, Streptophyta, Magnoliopsida, Myrtales, Myrtaceae. The transcript has 2 exons. The record is from RefSeq and is a predicted model, not a curated record. Bases 50 to 352 code for a protein of 100 amino acids.
UCUUCUCCUUCUUCUUCUCUUCGCAGGUGCAGAAGUCUCUCCGCGCGAAAUGAACUCCCUCGCCGCGAGAUUCGCCAGGCUUCUCCGAGCCUACGCCUCUCAAGAGUCGGGUGUGCGCAGGGCGUCAAGGUGGUGGUACUCGACCGAGGUUUUGGAUAGCGAGAAGGAUGAGGAGAAGAAGGACGACGAUCUGGGCAAUGAGGAUGACGACAUUCUGGGCGACAAGAAGGAGUUGCAGCCGCAUGGCGUGGAUCCGAGAAGAGGUUGGGGUUUUCGUGGGGUACAUAAGGUAAGUAAUGUAAUGGUCUCUUCCGUGAGGAAAUAUUUGAACAGAACGAUACCUGUAAUAUGAUUGA